AAUAUACAAUCUCAAAUUUCAACACAUUAAUUGGUGAGAGAGUAGUUGAAGAAACCAAAUGAACUUUUAUUCUAAUAAACAAAGUACAAAUUGCAAUUAAAUAAACAACCUAUAUUGAACCGGUUGUGUGUGUGUGUUUUUCAAGAUGUAGACCCCUGUAAAGCAGUUUGUACAUAAUUUGAAUAUUUCACAGUUCUUAUCUCUUCCCAAAUGAAAGCGAUAAAACACAAUAACAUAUUGAUGUCACGAUGUUUUGACUACAUUUUAGUUGGUGUUCGUUUUGACUACAUUUUAGCUUGACUUGUAAUAUACGGUAAGCACUACAACAUCGGCUAGUAUUAUCUGUAUAUAAUAGUAGUAAUCAGAGCUGAUCAGAGAGAAAGUGAGGGAAGAAAUAGGCAAGGGGAAAAGAUAUGGAAAAGCAUGAUUAUCUUCCCCUUUUUGAAACAACACCAGUGAAGGGGCGUCUCCUCUUCCGGCUGUAUGCAGCCUCGGUCUUCCUUGGUAUCUGCUUCAUCUGUGCUUUUAGAGUGAGUCACUUUCCAACGGAAGGUAAAGUUGAAAGAUGGGGUUGGAUUGGAUUGUUUGUGGCAGAGCUAUGGUUCUCCUUUUACGGCUUUCUCACUAUUGUUGUAAGAUGGAAUCCUGUCAGCCGUCGGACUUUCAAAGGCAGGCUCUCCCACAGGUAUGAGAAGAAUUUGCCAGGCGUGGACAUAUUCAUAUGUACGGCUGAUCCAACGGCAGAACCACCAAGUUUGGUGAUCAACACAGCUUUAUCACUGAUGGCUUAUGACUAUCCACCGGAGAAACUGAAUAUAUAUUUGUCAGAUGAUGGUGGAUCGGAGUUAACGUUUUAUGCCAUGCUAGAGGCUUCAAGGUUCUGCAAGAUAUGGUUACCCUUUUGCAGGAAGUUCAAGGUAGAGCCAAGAUCACCGGCGGCUUAUUUUGGGUCUGCCGUUGAGCCACUGGAUGAUCCUCUUAACUACAAAGAGUGGUUGUCCGUUAGAGAAUCAUUUGAAGACAUGAUGAUGCGGAUCCAUACCACCACAAAGUUGGGCAAAAUUUCCGAAGAUAUUCGCAAACAACACAAAGGAUUUCGUGAAUGGGAUGUUGUAUCAAGCCGGCGUGACCAUCAGACCAUUCUCCAAAUCCUCAUUGACGGGCGAGACCCUGGAGCUGUGGAUAUUCAAGGGGAACAUUUGCCUACUUUGGUGUAUCUAGCACGCGAGAAAAAACCUCAGUAUCACCACAAUUUCAAAGCUGGAGCCAUGAAUGCACUGAUCAGGGUGUCAUCCAAGAUAAGCAACUGUCCAUUUAUUAUGAAUGUGGACUACGACAUGUAUUCCAACAACUCGGAGUGCGUAAGAGAUGCCAUGUGCUUUUUCAUGGACGAAGAAAAGGGUCACGAAAUUGCUUAUAUACAGCAUCCGCAGCACUUUCAUAACCUCAAGAAGAAUGAUAUUUACGCCAGUUCCCUCCUCGUAGAACAUGAGGUGGAGCUGCCAGGAAUGGAUGGAAAUGGUGGACCUUGCUACAUUGGCUCUGGCUGCUUUCAUAGGAGAGAUGCCCUUUGUGGGAAAAAGUACAGUAAAGAACUAAAACUUAACUGGGAGGAAGUGAAUGAUAAGACUAAAAUUGAAGAAAGUGCAAUUGUCCUAGAAGAAACUUGCAAAGUCCUUGCAAGUUGCACCUACGAACAAAACAAGCAAUGGGGAAAAGAGAUGGGUUUGAAAUAUGGGUUUCCUGUGGAGGAUAUAAUUACAGGACUAUCCAUUCAGUGCAAAGGUUGGAGAUCCGUUUACACCAAUCCAGAAAGGAAAGGCUUCGCAGGUCUAGGUCCAACAACGUUAUUGCAGUCACUUAUACAACAGAAGAGAUGGUCUGAAGGUCAUUUACAGAUCGUCCUUUCCAAGUACUGUCCCCUACUACAUGGACACAAAAAGAUUCCCUUAAAACUCCAACUUUCAUAUUGUCCUUUCAAUAUGUGGGCUGCCAACGGCUUGCCUACACUGUACAUUGUUGUUGUCCCAGCACUUUGCUUGCUCAGAGGUAUCUCCUUAUUUCCUAAGAUAUCAAGUCCAUGGGUGACACCAUUUGUCUACGUGGCAUUUGCUCACCGUGCAUACAGCCUUGGAGAAUUUUUAUGGUUUGGAGGCACAUUGAAGGGCUGGUGUAACCUGCAAAGGAUAUGGGUGUUCAAAAGAACAACAUCCUACUUGUUUGGCUUCUUUGACACAAUCCUGAAGCUGCUGGGGCUUUCAGAGCAAGCAUUUGCCUUGACAGCCAAGGUAGCUGAUGAGGAUGUUUCGGAGAGAUACGAGCAAGAGGUGAUGGAGUUUGGUGCUUCUUCACCCAUGUUUAGCAUCAUAGCAACACUUGCAUUGCUCAACCUCUUAUGCUUGAUGGGGAGUACACUUAAGACGGUUAUUAUAAAGGAUACCAAUAUGGCAGAGGUUUUUGAUCAAUUUGGGUUGCAAAUCCUUAGUUGUUGCCUUUUGGUAAUUAUCAACCUGCCUGUAUACCAAGCUCUCUUCUUCCGGAGGGACAAUGGAAGACUACCUCCAUCAACGACGUACCAGUCUAUGGUUACUGCCCUAUUAGCUUGUGCAAUAGCCGUGUGUUGAACCCCAUUCAAAAGCUAAACAACUCUAUGUCUACAUUUUCAAGACAUUAAAUAACUUAUUUGUUGUUGUUGUUGUUGGUUUUUUUUUUUAAUUGUAUAAUGAAAGGUGAUUUUCUCU
Messenger RNA from Rubroshorea leprosula, 2741 nucleotides. The record is from the annotation of a GenBank genome assembly. Lineage: Eukaryota; Viridiplantae; Streptophyta; Magnoliopsida; Malvales; Dipterocarpaceae.